Molecule: messenger RNA, 1452 nt
Organism: Torulaspora globosa
Lineage: Eukaryota; Fungi; Ascomycota; Saccharomycetes; Saccharomycetales; Saccharomycetaceae
Gene: GLR1
Product: glutathione-disulfide reductase GLR1
Exons: 1
Coding region: 1-1452 (483 amino acids)
Biological process (GO): cellular response to oxidative stress; cell redox homeostasis; glutathione metabolic process
Cellular component (GO): mitochondrion; cytosol
Molecular function (GO): glutathione-disulfide reductase (NADPH) activity; NADP binding; flavin adenine dinucleotide binding
Source: RefSeq, a predicted model, not a curated record
AUGAUUUUUCCAGUGAGAUACGGCAUUCAGAGAAUAAUAUUGAGAAGAGCUAUGUCUACGGUUAAACAUUACGAUUACUUGGUGAUAGGAGGUGGCUCUGGUGGAGUUGCUUCUUCUAGAAGAGCAGCCUCAUAUGGUGCCAAGACGUUGCUGAUCGAAGGGAAGGCUUUGGGUGGAACCUGUGUCAAUGUUGGCUGCGUUCCGAAGAAGGUUAUGUGGUACGCUUCUGACCUGGCCACCAGAGUGAAGCAAGCUCAUGAGUACGGCUUGUUCGAGAAGUUUCCAUUGGACGACGAGCACUUGCAAUUCAACUGGGAAGCCUUUAAGAAGAAAAGAGACGCAUACAUCCAUAGAUUGAACGGAAUUUAUGCUACCAAUCUGGCCAAAGAGGGUGUGGAUGUGUUGUUCGGAUGGGCUAAAUUCACUGGAGAAGGCAAAGUUGAGGUCAAGACUCAUGAUAACAAGACAGAGGUUUUUUCGGCUGAUCACAUUUUGGUUGCGACCGGUGGGAAGCCAAUAGUGCCUGAGGGAAUCCAGGGGUACGAGUACGGUACGGAUUCGGACGGAUUCUUCGCUCUGGAACAUCAGCCUAAGAAGGUUGUGAUUGUAGGUGCUGGUUACAUCGGCAUUGAGUUCGCUGGAGUGUUCCAUGGCUUGGGUUCGGACACUCACUUGGUUAUAAGGGGAGAAACCGUGCUAAGAAAGUUCGAUACCUCAAUCCAAGAGACAAUCACCGAUCAUUACGUCAACGAGGGCAUCAACGUUCACAAGUUAUCCAAAGUGGAAAAAGUUGAAAGAGACGAAGCCACCAAAAAACUCACAGUUCACUUGGACACCAAGGAAGUGAUUAACGAUGUGGAUUCUUUGAUCUGGACCGUCGGCCGCAGAUCAUUGUCAGGUAUUGGUCUAGAGAAUGUGGGUGUGAAAGUCGACUACCGCGGGCAAAUUGUUGUCGAUGAAUACCAAAACAGUUCUGUCAAUGGCAUUUAUUCUCUCGGUGACGUUGUCGGUAAGGUGGAAUUAACUCCAGUAGCAAUUGCUGCAGGAAGAAAGUUGGCAAACAGGCUGUUCGGUCCCGAGUCAUGCAGAAACGACAAGCUCGACUAUAAAAAUGUGCCCAGUGUCAUUUUCUCGCAUCCAGAAGCAGGUUCUAUUGGGCUGACAGAAAAAGAGGCCAUCGAAGAAUAUGGCCACGAGAACAUCAGAAUCUAUAACACCAAGUUUACGGCAAUGUACUACGCAAUGUUGAAGGACAAGUCUCCAACCAGAUACAAGCUGAUCUGUGCUGGACCGGAAGAAAAAGUCGUUGGCCUGCACAUUGUUGGUGAUUCUUCAGCCGAGAUUCUGCAAGGUUUCGGCGUAGCCAUCAAGAUGGGAGCCACCAAGGCUGAUUUCGAUAACUGCGUGGCCAUUCACCCCACGAGCGCCGAAGAAUUGGUCACUCUGAGAUAA